This is a messenger RNA of Suricata suricatta (meerkat), 1527 nucleotides long. RefSeq names its product programmed cell death 2 like (gene PDCD2L). The transcript is spliced from 7 exons. The record is from RefSeq and is a predicted model, not a curated record. Gene Ontology annotation, cellular component: cytoplasm. The coding region runs from base 379 to 1479 and encodes 366 amino acids. NCBI's taxonomy places the organism in Eukaryota, Metazoa, Chordata, Mammalia, Carnivora, Herpestidae.
UCUAUGUGCCUGACACCAAAUGUCAACAGUUAUCAACUCAGGGACUGCUCCAUAAUUUCCUCUAUAAGCAUUUUGAUGUGAACCUGUAAAAAUUACUUUUUUGUGUGUAUCUUCAACGAUGCUAUAAUUCCACUUCAGGUGAAAUUUUUUGGCAAGACAAUUUAAAGCAGAUCGUGUGUACUUCCUACCUUAGCGCAUUUGGAGGCACAGAGUAGCUGGGGCUCCCGGGUUUCGAGCCCACAUGAUCAACAGUCCCGUCUUCCGAAGAAGGAUCGCAGGAGGGUGGCGCCGCCUCGCAGUGGUGGCGGGACGCAUGCGCAGAGAGGCGCCCCUUCUCGCUUCCCGUAGUUCGCCUUUCCACGUGGGCGCCUCGUCGUCAUGGAGGCCGUUCGGAAGCCGGUGCUGCUCGGGCUUCGUGACACUGCGGUGCGUGGCCGCCCCUCGGGGCCGGGCGCCUGGACUGCUAGCAAGCUGGGCGGCCUCCCGGACGCCGUGCCCGCCGUGGCAGCGCCGCGGCCAGUGUGUGGACGUUGCAGGCAGCCUCUCGCCCUCGUCGUGCAGGUGUACUGCCCGCUGGAAGGCUCCCCGUUUCAUCGGCUGCUGCACGUGUUCGCCUGUCCCCGCCCCCGGUGCGGCGGCGGCCGAGCGCGCAGCUGGAAGGUGUUCCGCUCCCAGUGCCUGCAGACGCGGGAGAAAGAGGCGCAGGACGCUCAGAAACAGGACAACGGCCUUGCAGCUGAGGAUUGGUGUGAAGGUGCGGAUGACUGGGGAAGUGACAGUGAGGAGGUGCCGCCACCACAGCUUACCUUGGAUUUUGGAAAUGACACCCACAGUGCCAGAGACAUGGACUGUACUGCUCAGCUCCAGGAUCUCCACCUGCAGGAUCCUGUCGUGGGCGCUGCUCCUCCUGAAUCUCCCGGGGCAGAGAUGGCCUUGCCGUCCCUGGCGCCACAGUUCCUGCCCUACUACGUGUGUGCUGUAGAUGAGGACGACUACCGGGACUCGGUCAGUCUAGACCAUGCUCAGAGCCUCCUGAGGGAAUACCAGCAGAAAGAAGGAGUGGGUGUGGAGCAGUUGCUUUCCCAGAGUCUUCCUGGUGAUGGUGAUGAAAAAUAUGAGAAGACCACAAUUAAAAGUGGAGAUAAGGCAUUUUACAAAUUCAUGAAGAGAAUUGCUGCUUGUCAGGAGCAGAUUUUGAGGUAUUCCUGGAGUGGAGAACCACUGUUUUUGACCUGCCCUGCAUCAGAAGUCACUGAGGUCCCAGCCUGCAGCUACUGUGGGGCCCGAAGGAUAUUUGAGUUUCAGCUUAUGCCCGCACUGGUCAGCGCGCUCAGAAGUGCUGACGUAGGUAUUUCUGUGGAAUUUGGAACAAUUCUAAUUUACACAUGUGAGAAGAGUUGCUGGCCUGAAAAUCAUCAGACUCCCAUGGAAGAACUUUGUGUUAUACAAGAAGACCCAGAUGAACCACUAUUUAACUAGAGAAUUUCCUUUUAUUUAUAUAAAUUAAAGCAAAUUUUAAUGUCCAGA